AUGGGGAAGGAGCAGGAGCUGCUGGAGGCGGCCCGCACCGGCCACCUCCCGGCCGUGGAGAAGCUGCUCCACCCCCUCUCCAGUCUGCUCAGCAUCUGGAGAGGGCCAAAUGUGAACUGUGUUGAUAGCACUGGGUAUACACCUCUGCAUCAUGCCGCUUUGAAUGGCCACAAGGAUGUGGUCGAGGUUCUUCUGAGGAACGAUGCGCUGACCAACGUGGCUGACUGUAAAGGCUGUUACCCUCUGCACUUGGCAGCCUGGAAAGGAGAUGCCCAGAUAGUACGAUUGCUCAUCCAUCAAGGGCCCUCCCACACCAAAGUCAAUGAACAGAACAAUGACAACGAGACGGCCCUGCACUGUGCAGCACAGUACGGCCACACAGAGGUGGUGAAGGUCCUCUUAGAGGAGCUAACAGACCCCACCAUGCGCAACAACAAAUUCGAGACGCCUCUGGACCUGGCUGCGCUCUACGGGAGACUGGAGGUGGUGAAGAUGCUUCUCAAUGCGCACCCCAACCUCUUGAGCUGCAACACUAAGAAGCACACCCCUCUACACUUGGCAGCGAGGAAUGGCCACAAAGCCGUGGUCCAGGUCCUCUUGGAUGCUGGCAUGGAUAGCAACUACCAGACGGAGAAGGGCAGUGCUUUGCAUGAGGCUGCUUUGUUUGGCAAGACCGAUGUGGUGCAAAUCCUGCUGGCUGCAGGAAUUGAUGUCAACAUAAAAGACAACCGUGGACUGACUGCCCUAGACACCGUCCGGGAACUGCCUUCUCAGAAAAGCCAGCAGAUAGCAGCACUUAUUGAAGAUCACAUGACUGGAAAAAGAAGUACAAAAGAGGUAGAUAAACCCCCCACACCCCAACUACCUCUCAUCUCCAAUAUGGACUCCAUAUCACAGAGAUCUCAGGGUAACGUGGAGAAAGCAGUGACUGAGCUGAUCAUUGAUUUUGACACAACCGCUGAAGAGGAGGGUCCCUACGAGGCGCUGUACAAUGCUGUCUCCUGCUAUUCAUUGGACAGUGUGGCCAGCGGACGAUCGUCUGACCGAGACUCUGUAAACAAGGAGGCUGAGGCAGCAGGAGUGAAAGCUGCUGGAGUGAGGACUCGGGAACGUCCACCACCUCCAGCAAAGCCGCCGCCCGACGAAGAGGAGGAAGACCGUGCAGAUAAGAAGUAUUUGCCCUUGACAGCUUCUGAGGUCCUGGCCAUGAGACCCAGGAGCCAGGGGAGUGCAGCCAGGGAAGAAGAUGAGCAUCCUUAUGAGCUGCUGUUGACAGCAGAAACGAAGAAGCUGGCAUCGGUUGAUGGAAGACCAAAAGACCACAGGCAGAGCAGCAGCAGCCGGAGCCAGGACUCUGCGGAGGGACAGGACGGGCAGGUCCCAGAGCAGUUCUCAGGUCUCCUCCACGGCUCCUCCCCAGUGUGUGAGGUUGGGCAGGACCCUUUCCAGCUGCUCUCUGCCACUGGCCAGGGCAAUCCAGAAGAGUCCCCGCAGCAGGGUGCCUGCCACGAGGCCAGCAUGCAGCUGGAGGAGAUGGGCGUGCACACUCCUGGAGCCUCCCAGCCCAGUGCCCUGGACCACAGUAGGAGAGUGGGCUACCCUCCAGGCCUGCCCACCACCAACAGCCAGUCGCACCCCGGAACUUUGACUCAUACAACAUCUCCGCACCCUGGUGGUGCUGAGGAAGAAGGAGACCGGAGCGGGGCCAGGAGCCGAGCCCCUCCUACCAGCAAACCCAGAGCUGAACUCAAACUCAGCCGUAGCUUGUCCAAGUCAGACUCUGAUCUCCUGACCUGCUCACCCACAGAGGACGCCACAAUGGGGAGCCGGAGUGAGUCCUUGUCCAACUGCAGUAUUGGGAAGAAGAGGCUGGAAAAGUCGCCCUCCUUUGCCUCAGAGUGGGAUGAGAUUGAGAAAAUCAUGAGUUCUAUUGGAGAAGGGAUUGACUUUUCUCAGGAACAGCAGAAGAUCUCAGGUACUGUACCAAGACACCAUUUUCCCUGUGGAAAACAGACCUUUGUUCCUUUCCAGCUUUGUUUUUUUCUCUAACACAGAAGACAGCCAGCUAGGUGAUGAGAGAGCUCAGACUCGGGCAUGUCACACUCUGACAAUUGCUGCUCUCAGCACUGGGACCUCAGGCCUCAUGUACCUAAACAUCCCCACCUUGCUGUUAUUUUUAGAGCCACGAUCCCUUUUACAUAUGGAGGGGAAAGUGUACAAAUGGAAUUUUAGGUUGCCUAUUAGGACACUUUUUAAAACAUGAGCAAUUGUUGAUAAUUAUUUUUGUAAGUGUCAGCUUUCUCAGAUUGACUUAAAUUAGAGUCACCUCAUUGAUGGUCUCCUGCUUCCCACGUGGCUCUGGCGCUAAUUCUGCAUGAGAACACAGUGCUCAUUUGUCUAGCCUACAACAGUGGCAGAGCGUUGGGUUAAACCAGUGGUCUCACACUUGGAGCAUACGUUAGAAUCACCUGGAGGGGUUGGCAUUGCUGUCGUCCCCAUGUGUCAGUUUCUCCAUUCUUCAGUUUACUUAGUCACUUAUCUUUACUCUAUACCACUGCUACUUUGGUCAGUCUGCUCAUUUCUAAGACCUAGGGGUAAAGUCUGCUUCUAUUUUGUUUGGAACAGGGGAAGCUAGAUAUGAUAUCACAAUGAUCUGUUUUACUUGAUCAUAGGAUUGUGGUUGGGUUACUCUAUCAGGUGACAAGAAGUUCUUAAAGGCACCUCUCAGAGGAACUCUCAACCCCCUCACCCCAAGCACCUGAAGGUAGUUAUGCCACCUGGGCGCCUGGGCUAAAAGCAGCUCAGCAGGAGCCUGACCUAUCCCCUCAUAGAUGAAAAUCCUCUCUGCACUGAAGGGCUAAAGGGUGGCAUUCCUUGCUCACUUGGAAGACUCCAUCCAGGAUUGACUCGUAAGCCUUAAAUGGCACCUCUGGUUCCUCCAUGGGCCUGUGGCCUGGCAGGAGGUCUGAGGGAUAGGGGAGAGCAUGCACACCAGGGAGAAAGGAGCUGCGGGGUCCAGGGGUCAUGAUGGAAAAGGCAUGGGCUCUGGAGCCUCAAAGCCCUGGGUUCAAAUCCUGACUCUAGAUACAUACAGGUCUCUCUGAGCCCUCAGUUCCGCAUCUCCAACAUUUGGAUAAUAGUACCUACCUCCUAGGUUUGUUGUGAAUGGGAAGUAUAUACAAGUACUUGAGCUAAAGAAGUGCUCAGUGAAUGGUAGCUAUGCUUGUUUCUAUCCCUGAAAUCCUUACUCAUGUCGAGAAAUCUAGAGAAUAUAGAGGCAUCUGUUCCUCUGGCUUGUCUCCUUCCACCAUUUUUCAGACCUGGUGCCUGGAGCCACCUUCCCUCCAGCAGCCGUGUUUCCCCAGGCCUUAGUAG
Messenger RNA from Trichechus manatus latirostris (Florida manatee), 3375 nucleotides. RefSeq names its product ankyrin repeat and SAM domain-containing protein 1A. Bases 1 to 2049 code for a protein of 682 amino acids. Gene Ontology annotation, cellular component: cytosol. The transcript has 13 exons. The record is from RefSeq and is a predicted model, not a curated record. Gene Ontology annotation, molecular function: ephrin receptor binding. Gene Ontology annotation, biological process: ephrin receptor signaling pathway. Lineage: Eukaryota; Metazoa; Chordata; Mammalia; Sirenia; Trichechidae.